UUAUGUUGAAUUUUCUACCGAUUAUAGCUUUACGAUGAGAGGAUUCCACGCAUACUAUAGGGCAGUUCACAACAGUACAAAAUCAACUAAUAAUGCAAUAAGCCAGACAGAUGUAUGUACAAACCGACAGAUGUACGAGAGUACAGGGGAAAUAUCAACGCUUGGCUAUACGUGCCUUCGUGAGGAUUCUCUAUUCUAUAUAGGUGAUAUGAACUGUUCGUGGGAUAUUCAUGUUCAGGAAGGAAAGGUGAUUGAAUUGAUGUUCAAUGAAGUAAACACGUACGAUGGCUGUAUCUAUGACUACGUCAAUAUAAUAGAUGAAACAGGAAGAAUUGAUGCCCAACCACUAUGUGAUGAUUUCGGAGCAUCCUUUCCUCGUGCUGUUAAAUCUCUUGGACCCUGGCUACGUGUCGAGCUCAGUAUCAUUGAU
Owenia fusiformis is the source of this 430-nucleotide messenger RNA. The record is from the annotation of a GenBank genome assembly. NCBI's taxonomy places the organism in Eukaryota, Metazoa, Annelida, Polychaeta, Sabellida, Oweniidae.